Messenger RNA from Polyodon spathula (Mississippi paddlefish), 808 nucleotides. RefSeq names its product beta-microseminoprotein J1-like. Lineage: Eukaryota; Metazoa; Chordata; Actinopteri; Acipenseriformes; Polyodontidae. The record is from RefSeq and is a predicted model, not a curated record. The transcript is spliced from 4 exons. Bases 189 to 602 code for a protein of 137 amino acids.
AGCGGUAUCUGAUGUGAGCAGAUCUCACUUCCCGUACGUUGUGCAACAUGUUUGUUUGUGUGGGUUUUUUUUCUUUUCCAUUGUUUGUUUUCAGAGUGCAGUGACCCGCGGGGUGUUCAGUGAGUGUAUAAAACCUGGACCGCGUCCCGCUCAGUCCAAACAGAAGCAGAAGACCAAGAACAGACAACAUGAAGUUCCUGGUGGGUUCCCUGCUCUUGUGCGCUGUGGUACACCUGGGUCAGUCUUACUGCUUUGGGAAGCAGCUGGAAAUUAAACCCGGUGAAGAGCCUCCUACCCACUGUGUGGACACAGAGGACGGUACAAAACACGCCUGGGGUUCGAAGUGGAGGAACUCUAAGUGCAUGGACUGUACCUGCAAAGCCUGCUGCAAUUUAAUAAAGGGAACCAAUGUUAUAACCAAGGGAGGCAGAGGAAAAGUUAAUGGUUAUGUCUUAACUACUGCGCAAAAAAGGUACAUCACGCCUGUUAAAAUCCCUCCCGACUGUAUGAUGGAGUUUGAUCAGAAGAACUACAGAUACAACGUGUUUAAGAAGAAUGACCGUACCAAGUCCUGCCCGGUUUUAGGAGCUGUUGGGAAAUAGGGCUUUUCCUGCCUGGAGCCGCAGAAGAAAGACUGCAGAGUGCAUUGAGCAUAUUAUAUAUUCCUCUCCAGUCUGUAUGUAGUCAAUAAAGCAUCACACUCAUUCAAACCUGGUCUUUAUUGUAUUCAUAUUAUCUCACGCUGUGGAAUACACCAUGUAACAAUUUUUUUUUUUUUUUGUUCCUGGGUAGUAAGUGUUAUUUCCUA